AACAUCUUAUGGUAGCGGUUUUGUACUGCUUAAAAGAAACAUUAUCAGAAGAAAUCAUGGAAGUUUCAGUUUACAUUAUCAUAAAAAAAAAAGAAAAAAAAAUGGGGUGUGAAGCAUUAUCAAUUAUGGACCACCGACUCUAUCGUAGGGUUGAAUAAAAUAAUUUUUGUUCUGUCUUUUUAUCCAAGAAAGGAGAACAUAAUUACUCACUCGCUAAUGUCUAGUGCAAAAAUCGACCAUAGAAAAAUUGUCGAAUCAACGUCAAAAGUUAUUAAUUUUACGCAUCGAUGCGUAUAACGACAAUUCGAGUUUAUAAAGUAAAUUAAAUAAUAUUGCGUAUCGUGGUUAUAAAAAUAAGCACUCUUAUUUUUUAGCGUAAUUAUAAUAUGUAUAAUUCAAUGUUUUUUUUUUCUUUUUUCUUCAAAGGAAGUCAUUCUUACUCUUCGUACCACCCAGACAUUUCUCCUUGUUUUAUUCCAAACUUUUUCUUGUCGUGGACAAGAAUUAGAUUAAUAACAUACUGAAACAUACCGUCGUUGCUGCCUCCCUCUUUUUUCAGUGCUCAUUAGUGUAAUUUAAUAACGUUAUAUUAAUAAAUAUUUCAACACUAAUACACAGAACGCAAAUAGCAUACUUAUGUGUACAAGGAUAAUUAAAAAAAAAAAAAGUUACAUAUGUUCCAUCUGGUAACUUCUGUAAGAGUUACAUAAGUUUUUUAAAACUUGUUCUACUUGCGAUGUUCGUAACGUCGUUCGCCUAUUAUAAAUACGUCGUGUCGUUUGAUAAGUGUUCGAACGCUUGAUAAAUAUUCGAUACCUUUUAUCUUGUUUCUACAAAAUAAGCCCAUAUUCAUACAGCUGUUUGUUUCAUAAGAAUUUUGGUAUCAUAACCUUACAAUUGUCAUCCAAAUUUUGUCAAAAUGAUGCAACAAUAUAUGAAGGAAUUAGAACAGGAUCCAUUUGAUCCUGAAGAAUUUGUUGAAAGACUUGCUUGGCGAACAGUAAAUGAUACUACGAAAGACGGUGGAAAAACAUUCUUUGACCCCAUGAUAGUGCACGAGACGUUUCUGCAAGCAAUAAAAGAUUUACAGAUUUUACAAGAACGUCAACAGAAAAAAUGCGACAAGCUUGAAGCGGCAUUAAAGGACGAGGAAGCAAGGCACACGCUCGAAAUUCUCGAGUUACAAGAAAGAAAUAAGCAUUCGAUCGAUUUGUUUCAUCAAUUAGAUGAAAGAAUAAAUCUUGUUGCUACUAAAGUUUUACAUCUAGGUGAUCAGCUGGAAAGUGUUAAUACACCGAGAGCUAGAGCCGUAGAGGCUCAAAAAUUGAUGAGACAUUUCUCAGAUUUUUUAAGUCCUGGACCUUUGACAGAUCCUAUCUUUACAGAUAAGUCAUCGCUGGAUGAAGCAGCCGAUGUGAUACAGAAGCUCCAUCUUAUUUCGCAAGAAUUGCCCUCAGAGAAAUUUGAACAUGCCAAGAAAAAGAUUGCCGUUAAAUACGAUGAAAUUGAAAGAAAUCUUAUAGAAGAAUUUGUCAGGGCGCAUAACAGAGAAGAUGCUAAUCGUAUGAAAGAAUUGGCAUCAGUUUUAGCACACUUCAAAGGAUAUUCUCAAUGCAUAGAUGCAUUUAUAGAACAAAGUCAGAUGGGUUCGUUCGGGGGGAAAGAUGUUUUUCAAGACGUGAUACCUAUGUGUACAAAGUACCAUAAAUUAAUGCAACAAGUAUUUACGAAUCCUGAACAGGUGAUGGCAAAGUUCGUGCUAAAUAUCUAUCAUUUAAGACUCCAAAAGUAUGCAGUUGCUAAAUUAGCUGAUAAAACUGAUUCUGAUAAGUACCUCAGAAACUUGUAUGACUUGUACACAAGGACUGUAAAAUUGUCUACAGAAUUAAAAAUAUUUAAUAUGGGUACUGAUGGCACGUAUCUUGUAAAACUCACUAGAAAUAUAUUUCAAAAAUAUUUGGACACUUACAUUACUAUUGAAACGAAAGCAUUGCGGGAAAAGUCGGCAGCUCUUCUCAUCGAGUAUUAUGAAUCUAAAAAUCAUCAAAAAAAGCAGUUACAAUCUGGUGGCUUCCAAGAAUUACGAAGAGACUUACAAGCAGUUCUAAGCGCAAGAACUAACAUAAAUAUUGCUCAGAUAGAAAAUUAUGGCGGGGAGACAUUUCUAUCGGAAGAACUUGCAAUUGCUUUAUUACAAAAAAGUAAAUUGGCAUUUCAAAGAUGCCAAUUGUUAUCAAAGCCUGAUGAAGUACCGAUAAACGCACUUCAAAUUCUAGAAAUAUUAUUGCAGUACUUAAUAAGCGAACAUGUUGAUUAUGCGUUAGAAUUAGGUUUGCAAAGUGUUCCAAUUCCUGAAAGUAGAACCCAACCAGAGAUACACUUUUUCAAUGUUGUACGUCAAUGCAAUGCGAUUGUACGCCUUUUAGAUGAACAAUUUAAUGACAGUCUCAUACCUCUUAUCACGUCGACGCCAAAGCACGGUGAUUGUAUGUUGAAAAAGAAAGUUGUAUUAGAUCAAAUUGAAUUGAAAUUAGAAACAGGAUUAGACAGAAGUAUAAAUGCUAUCGUUGGUUGGGUGAAAGUAUACCUGCAAAACGAGCAACGUAAGACUGAUUUUAAACCUGAAAGCGACGUCGAUACUUUGAAUACUCCAGCUUGUUUAACAGUUGUUCAGUAUGUCACCGGAAUGAUCCGGCACAUUCGGAAUACAUUAGAUGGAAAAAAUUUAAAUAACGUUCUGACGGAACUUGGAGUUCGUUUCCACAAAACUAUUUACGACCACCUACAGCAAUUUCAAUUCAAUUCUGCUGGCGCGAUGUGUGCGAUAUGCGAUAUGAACGAAUAUCGUAAAUGCGUGAAGGAGCUUGAAGUCGAUCUUGUUACUUCCUUAUUCGAUACUUUACACGCUUUAUGUAAUUUAUUACUGGUUAAACCAGAAAACUUGAAACAAGUUUGUACCGGUGAUCAAUUGGCAACAUUGGAUCGAAAUGUUCUACUGAAUUUUAUACAAUUGAGAACCGAUUACAAAACACAAAAACUAGCAAAUUGCUUAAAAGGUUUAGCUACAUGAUACUUUUUUAUUUCCUGUAACGAUACUCGUGUGUUACUAGUUGGUAAUUGAAGUACAUUGAGCAAAAUGACUGAAACUAGAUGUAUAGUCAAAAUGACGGCAUUGCAUAAACUAAGGCUUAAUAAGCGAAGAUGUUGCUUUAGAUGUAAUAAUAAUGCUCCAUUAUCUAAUCAGUUGUACAAAAUUUCGUUAAAAAAAAAAUGCUUUGUUAGCUAAUGUGAAAUAUUAAACAGAGUAGUUUGUUUAUUUUUUAGGGUUUGACUAUAUGAGAAGAAAGAUGAAUAAAUUCUCUUUCUUUUCAUAGUUAUUUAAUAAACAUUUAUAUAUGUAUGUAGCAAAUGUAUUAAUUUUUAUUGGUAUAUAAGAUGGUCAUAAAAAAUUGCAGUUUUUUUUUCUUUUCUUUUCUUUUUUUUUUUAAUAAAGGGUUUCCUUACUUCAAGAGAAAUUGGUAUAUACAGAUAGUAAUUAAGUAUAAAAUUCAUUGUAGGUAUCAAAUCGUUUUCGUACCAACUAUUUUUUUUUCCCCAUUAUUCCUAAUAUAAAUUGAUAUCAGACAUUAGCCCAAAAUUUGGUAAUAUAUUUUGACAUAUUAUAUACCACUUCAAUUAAAGCAUAGUUUUCUCUGUUAUACUAAAUCCUGCAAUUAAUCUACAAUGUUGCGAGAGAGUACCUUCAUUUUAAAUGUAUUUCACGCAUAUAUAAGUUUAUAUUUUGGUUUUACAACUUAAUGAAUAUUUUUAUUAAAUAAACUGCCUUGUGAUCAAAGUAAUAAUACUAAAUUAAGAAAAAAAAAGAAAAUAUGGAGAAAACGUUAAAAUACUGUAUC
This is a messenger RNA of Colletes gigas, 3896 nucleotides long. RefSeq names its product exocyst complex component 5 (gene Sec10). The transcript is spliced from 7 exons. Gene Ontology annotation, cellular component: cytoplasm; exocyst. Bases 920 to 3070 code for a protein of 716 amino acids. Gene Ontology annotation, biological process: exocytosis; Golgi to plasma membrane transport. Lineage: Eukaryota; Metazoa; Arthropoda; Insecta; Hymenoptera; Colletidae. The record is from RefSeq and is a predicted model, not a curated record.